UCGUCAAAAUUUCGAUCGACGAAGAAACAUUGUUUCUUCGAAAAGUUAAAAAAAGAUGAUUCUGUUUCUUAAUUUAUAUUUUAUAAUUAAGAUUUUUGAUAAAAAAUGAGUGAAUACGUGUCUCGAGUAAAGUUUCUAAAAUACAUUUUAAAUAUUUGUUAUGAUGUGAUAUUUUGAACUAUAUAUGAUUUAACUGUUUUCUUUAUUUUUCGUAAUAAAGAUGCUAUGUAAAAUGUAAUGUACACUGAAUUUUUUAACGCGAAAGUAUUUAAUUUAAUAUGAAUAUUUAGAAAUGUAUUAAUUUUUUGAUAUUUUCGUUUUUUUUUCUUCCUGAAAUCUAUGUUGUGUCUCGUAGCUGUAUCUCGUAUAGAGAAAUGCGUAUAAUUUUUAUUAUCUUCGCUAUGUACGUACGUGAUAUGUUGAUUCCACGUAAAAUUUAAUCGAAUAUUUAUAAAACUUAUUGGCAAACUUUUAAGCAUUUUCAGUUUUUAAUAUUUUUUUAUUGAGCAAAAUGUUAUUUCCUGCUGAGAAGAAAAAAAUUAUGAUUUGAUUGUGAUUUCUUAUCUCUGUAAGAAUUGAGAAUUGUGAUAACUGUAAUAAUUUGCUUGGUAUAAUAAUGAAAAUUUGUGAAAUGCAGAAUUUAUAUUAUACCUGUGCUGAACGUAUAAAACGUAUAAAAUAUAUAGGAUGAGUGAUAUUGUAAACUCUGUAAAGGUGAAUUUCUCGUGCUUGAACCGAACUGCUGGGUUUUAUGCUGAUACGGAUGCUAGUUGUAAAAUAUAUUAUACCUGUGAUGAAUAUGGGAAUAAAUUUACUUAUCAUUGCCCGGAAGAGACUGCUUUUCGACAAGAUGCCUUGAUAUGCGAUCAUGCUCAUCUUGUGCGUUGUGAAAAAAGUAUUUCACGCUCUGCUCUGAAACAAUAUAAUGAAAAACCCGAGGAAACCAAGGAUGAUGAUUCUUCUUAUCCAAAAGAUAAGGGUCGAUCUCUUUUUCCUUCUUUCCCUGUGACGCAAUUGAUGAAAACGAACAACGAAGUGGGAUAUAAAUUUAUCUCUAAUUCUGACCGACCACUCAAAAAUCUAGAUAAAACUACUGAAGAUAAAGCGAUUGAUUCAUUUUAUCCGUCGAAUUAUAAUAAUGUAAUCACUACUAAUUCUGAGACGAGUACUGGAACGCGUUAUACGAUUGGUGAAUAUGAUAAAAAUGGUUUAAAGAAAAAUGAAAGUUUUUCUAUUCGGAUCCAAAGUUUUUACGACGAGGAUAAACGUAAUGAGAAAUCCACGCUUAACCAAAGAAAUUAUUCGCAACAAAAAAUGAACGAUGCUGUGUACAAUCUCCUAAAAGUGUCUUCGAAUACGUUAUCUCAAAAUAUUCGAACUCGAGAGAAUAAUGUAAAGGAUUAUCAACCUGUCAAGAAUGCUGAUCAUUUUUUGAAAUUAUCUUCUAUAAAUUAUAGAAAUUAUCCAUAUUUGGAAACGUUGAAAUCUAUUCAAAGAAAUACAAAAAUUCUUCCUACUACGGCCAGUACUGCGACGGCGAAUAUCGCCUUGGCUACUACUGAAUUACCCGUGUACGCUUUAACGUUAUCUUUGAAACCUUUAAUACCGAAUGAAUUAGAAUAUGAUCCGUAUUAUCCAGGAUAUUCCACGACAACGGAAACUUAUUAUACUCCCGUGCAAAAUAUUAAAGAAUGGUCUCUGGUUGGAAAUUCUACUCGAACGAUGUGGACCAAUGUUCAUUUUCAAUUACCAUCGGUUUUACCAGACUUAAAUUCUUUGGAUGAUAUUGUUGAUCGUAGAAGGUUGCUUUAUAUUCCUCGAAUUAAGUUCAAUUGAUAUAAAUAUUUUUUUAUCGAAUAUAAAUAAAUGUAUAAAUUUUGCGAGAUUAUUUAUUUGAAUCAAUUAUAAAAUAAAUUAUAACUAUUGAACUAGCAAAAAUUA
Messenger RNA from Apis laboriosa (Himalayan honeybee), 1941 nucleotides. RefSeq lists its product as uncharacterized. The transcript is spliced from 2 exons. Lineage: Eukaryota; Metazoa; Arthropoda; Insecta; Hymenoptera; Apidae. The coding region runs from base 688 to 1836 and encodes 382 amino acids. Gene Ontology annotation, molecular function: chitin binding. The record is from RefSeq and is a predicted model, not a curated record. Gene Ontology annotation, cellular component: extracellular region.